Molecule: messenger RNA, 444 nt
Organism: Panicum virgatum (switchgrass)
Lineage: Eukaryota; Viridiplantae; Streptophyta; Magnoliopsida; Poales; Poaceae
Exons: 2
Coding region: 90-413 (107 amino acids)
Source: RefSeq, a predicted model, not a curated record
CAUCUCACCAAGCAGUCCUCGUGGCCAGCUACUCUGCCCUCGUCUUCAACAUAUCUGCAGCAAUAAGUUGUUCAAUUACAUAGGCAUACAUGGCAACAAGCGUUCUGGACCUCAACUCUGCCCCUCCAGAACAAUUGGAUGGUGAAUUAGUACCUGCUGAAGGUGAGAACGCAGCUGGCAAGGAAGGCGAUGCUCCCAUUCAAGCUGCAGGUGUUCCUCUAGCAACACGUUUUUCCCUAGACAUCAACUCUACUCCAGAAUUAGUUGAUGAAAUCGUACCUGGAGAUGAGGCUAUAGGCAACGAGGAAAUUGAUGCUAUGGCUCAGGAUGAAGAAGACAUUGUCCCUGCUCAAGAUGAAGAAGACAAUGCUCCCAUUGAAGCUGCAGGUACAACAUACGUAUUGAAAAAUUGACAUGCAAAAGGAUUGGUUACCUUGCUAAAAA